AAAGUCGAAAUGUUGAGUGUAGAGUGUGGCCACGAAAUUUCCCCACAUGAUAUAUUGAAAUUCUAUUUUCAAAAGUUGUAAACAGAAGCAGGAAAAUUGAUGAUUCUGUGUGCGCGGUAUGAAGUACAUGUUCUCUCCAUCUAUGAAUGUGUUUGUGAGGGAUGCUGCACUCUGUAUGCGUGUAUUGUACCUAUUAGUCAGUAAAGGACUGGCAAAGACGAUUUUAACAGAGCCUUCAAGAAAACGGUAAAUUUAUUUAUAAGAAAAUAAUUAAAUCUUGCUUGGUAAAUAUGCAAAUUAUCACUUUUUAAAUAAACACUGAUUAGUGAACGUUGAUAUAAUUAUAUAUAUAUACUUUAUUGAAAGUCCGUUUGGAAUUCUCUUUUAUCUUUCAUACGAAGGAACAACCAUUUUAGUGACAAAAUCGAUAUUAUAUCGUCUACUUGCUCUCGAAAUUGUGGUGUGAAUUUUUUUUUGCUAAUGCCAGUUAAGUGCCACUACAAAAAAUUCCUGGUUGAAAAUUGAAUGUAUAUAAAUCGUAUUGCUUCUCUUAACAAAAUUCGCUAGUUUUCCUGGAAUCUAUUAUAAGUAAUUAUUUUCACUCCUAUAUAAGUUAUCAGUUUUUGGCAAAUAAUUCAUAUAAUAUGACACGGUGAAUAUAAAUGUAAUGUAAACACGUAAUAAGAAUCGUAGAAUCAAGUCUUCCUGAAGCUCUAUACAAACCGCUCACGAAACAUAAUAAAAUCGAACACAAAAGUAAAAGUAAAAGUCAAUUUAACAUAAUUAUAAUAUAAAACCUAAUCAAUCAUGGAUAAAUUGGCCUUCUUAAAUAAGGUGCGAUCCUUGCCGAUUCCACCAGUUAAGAAUAUUAUAAAUGUUGCAUGUCAAACAGCGAAGCAAAGUUUUCCUGAAAAACCAAAUAAGGGCGAAUAUGCAGAACCAAAUGGUCCACCACCUGUUCCGCCCAGACCACAGAAUGUUCACUUUUCUGACGAAAUUCAGCAAACCGAACCACAGCGAAUGGAACAUCAUGAACUCAAUCCUUUCAAUAAUAGCACAAAUCCAUUCGGUCAGAAUGUUAACGGGGCACAACAUGGUCAAGAAUGUACAUCAUUCAUGGGUGACUAUGAUCAAGGCUAUCAACGUUCGGAGAAUUAUUUAAAUCGUCAGCCAAGCGUAGCCUCCACUGAAAGUUCGUUUGUAGGUGGAGAAGGAGGAUCAAGCGAAAAAAUAAACGAAUUCCAAGCUGCUUGGAAUGUCACUAACGCUAUUCAAGGCAUGUUCAUAGUCUCGCUACCAUUUGCUGUUCUUCGUGGUGGUUAUUGGGCCAUAAUCGCUAUGGUCGGCAUUGCACACAUUUGCUGCUAUACGGGAAAGAUUUUGGUGCAGUGUUUAUAUGAACCGGACCCAAAUACAGGCGAAAUGGUUCGUGUCAGAGAUAGUUAUGUGUCGAUUGCUAAAGUCUGUUUUGGUCCGCGAAUUGGCGCCCGCCUUGUUAGUAUCGCACAAAUUAUUGAAUUAUUGAUGACGUGCAUCUUAUAUGUGGUGGUAUGCGGCGAUUUAAUGAGCGGAACAUUUCCUGAAGGAGCACUUGAUUCUAGAUCUUGGAUGAUGUUGUGUGGCAUUUUUUUGAUACCUCUUGGAUUGCUAAAGUCAUUACAUAUGGUAUCAGUUUUGUCGUUUUGGUGUACAAUGUCACAUUUAGUGAUUAAUGCAGUUAUUCUUGGUUAUUGUUUGUUGGAAAUCGGUGACUGGGGCUGGUCUAAGGUCAAAUGGAGCAUUGAUAUGGGUAAUUUUCCCAUUUCCUUGGGUGUUAUAGUGUUUUCGUAUACAUCACAGAUUUUCCUCCCAACACUCGAGGGCAACAUGAUCGAUCGCUCAAAAUUUGAGUGGAUGUUGGACUGGUCACAUAUUGCAGCUGCUGUGUUCAAAGCAUUAUUUGGGUAUUUAUGCUUUUUAACAUUUCAAAAUGACACACAACAGGUAAUAACAAAUAAUUUGCACUCGAGUGGUUUUAAAGGGUUAGUAAAUAUGUUUUUAGUGAUAAAAGCAAUACUUAGUUAUCCAUUGCCAUAUUAUGCUGCAUGUGAAUUGCUUGAACGUGCAUUUUUCCGUGGCAAACCAAAAUCACCAUUUCCAACUAUUUGGGCACUAGAUGGUGAAUUGAAAGUGUGGGGCUUUGCAUUCCGGGUUGGUGUUGUUGUAGGCACAAUAACGAUGGCAAUAUUCAUUCCACAUUUUUCAAUUUUAAUGGGUUUCAUUGGGAGUUUUACCGGUACCAUGUUAAGUUUCAUAUGGCCCUGUUAUUUCCAUUUAAAAAUCAAAGGUCAUUUACUAGACCAGCAACAGCGCGCUUGGGACUAUUUCAUAAUUUCCUUGGGAAUUUUAUUUGGGGUCAUAGGUAUUUAUGACUCGGGCAAUGCUUUGAUCGAAGCAUUCGAAAUUGGUUUACCGUUUUAAAUACUUCACGUGUAGAAAUAGUAUUCAGCUUGCAUGCAUUUAACCGAAGAAUUUCUUUUUUAGAUUGACUCCAUUUCAUUCAGCUUCAUGAAAUUGUAACAGCUGUUUCUCAAUUGUUUGUUCGUAGGAAAUGAAAUGAAUGAAUAAAUGUUCUUUCACUUUAUUUUAUUCUCUCGACACGAGUGAACAGCUUGAUGAAAUUUCAACUAAAUAAACAGUCGAAAAAACAUAUUUGGUAAACGGCCGCUUAUGACUGUUCGUUGAUAGUCAAGUUCUUGGGUUCAUAAAUGAAUAUACCCACUAAUCUUUGUCAAUCUAUCAAAGUUUGUAAAAUUCAGAGAUUUUUGAAUUCAUUUUAGACACAUUUUUGAUGAAUAAAACAUCCACUCCACUUUCUUUCAGUACAAUAAAUUUACUCAGAAUUUGUAUAGAAUAUCAGGCAACAAUUGAAACCCCAUCCCAAUACCCAUUGUAAUUAUUCGCAGCCAAAGGUGAAACUUGAUCAGUGUUUGCGCUUUUAUUAGUGCACUAAUUUGAAAUAUUUUUUAUUUGGUACAGUUAAGUUUAAGUCCGGCGAUAGUUAUUAGUUGAUUAUAACCACUUUACCACCCCGAUUAACCACUCGAUAUGCAAAAUAAACACACGAGUCGUAAUACUAAGAUUACCAGGUCGAUUAUAAUAAAUAGAUUUUUCGAUUUCAACAUUUUUUAAAAAAUUUAUUCCAAAGCUAAAAUGACAAUAAUAACAAAUCAGUAAACAUAUGAAUAUUUGAUUCUAAAUAGCAGUUCGUGAGUCUGAAUUUUGAUUGACGAACAUGUGUGACAAUAUGAAGUACAACGCCAAACCCUUAACAAUAUUAACUCACAUGGAUGGUUUUCAAUGAGAUAGUCGUAGAGGAGUUCAUGCUUUUCUCAGACUGUUUAAAGGUGCAAAUUACGACUUACUAAAAAUUAACUAUCGAAGACACUACUUUGCCAAAAGUACUGAGAAUACACGCGUUCUUCUAUUAUAUGCGCAUCCAAAAAAUUUAAAACUCAUAGGAGAUAAAAGACUACUGUGGUUGUUAAAAUUGUACUGCACGUUAAGUGCAAUCUGCCUAUUUAUGAACAUAUCCCAAGGUUUUACCUUUCUAUUCACUCACAAGUUUAAAUAGUGCAAAAUCCAUGCAUUACAGAUGUUUAAGUGAUAUGAAACGAAUAUCUCAUCGUUCAACCAUUCCUAGCAAAAUCCUUAGUAUAUUCUCACCUCUUAAUUUCAAUUUUUUGAAGUCAUUCAAUGCAAUUAACUUAAUAGCAACUCAUUACCUCUUAACGCUUUUGAACAGAUGUUAUGUUCAAUACUGAUGUGUCAAAUAUCUAUAUGUUUACUGAUUGUCGAAUGCUUUAAGCUGCAGAUAUAUGUUUAACAGUAUAAACUGUGUAUAAAAUGAAACGAAGUCUUCCAAAAAAAGUUCAAUUAUUGAUAGUUAUUAUAUAGGAAAUAAUGGAUUUAAAUAUAAUAUGUAUAUGUAUAUUUAUAUAUAUAUAUCUAAAGAUUCUAAUGAAAAAUUGGAUCAUCAUGAAUAUUGAAAUAUAAAUUAUCAAAGGGCAAUCAAUGCCAUCUUAAAGUGAGACUCGUCAAAGUUUUACAACAACUGCUCUAAUACAAGUGAUUUUUGAUUGUUUCAACCGCCGAUGAUGAAACGUGCUAAAGGAAGUCAGCAAAUCCUAUGCAUUAACCCAAAUUUUCCCCGUGUUACAUAUAUGUACGGACCUACGCACUAAGAAUCUAACCAAUGAAAAUAAUAUCAUAGUUCUAUGUAUGUUUAUGAUUCCAAUUUGUUGUAGGAAGAUUUUUUUUCGACAUUUUCAAACAAUUCCGCCUAUUUGCACUGAGAACAACAAAUACAAAGAGGAAUUAUCGAGAAACUGAUAAAGAAUCAUAGAAUCCGAGUAUGCAGAUCUUGCUUUUAAUAUUUGGGUGACCAAAAAGUUCUGGGAUGAAAUGGGUUAAGUUCAACAUGUAAAAUACUGUGUAAAUGUAUUCAAUUAUAAAAAACAUACAUAGUAUGAUAAGUCAGCUAGAUAAGACUGGGUUUCCGUUAGCUUUUUCGAAAUUACUUUCCAAAAAUGCGGUCUAACUUCAAAAUGGUUGAAACAAUCGACGCACAUGUAAUAUAUAGAUCCAGAGUGAAGAAAGUAUGAUAUUUUGACAAAAGAAUUUAGCAAACAUGCAAAACAAAGCAUAUUAGCUGAUUUGAAGUUAUGGCACAGUUCGUAAUAUCACCGUUAAGCCAUAAACUUGAGGCAAGAUGCACAAAGUAUUCUAUGAUUCAACUUAUCAUUGACUCAAGAUGGUGUUGACUACACAUAUCAGAACAUUCAAAUUGCUAGGAAUGGUGGCCGGGCGUUAUUGAUUUGUGAAAAAAAUUUGUACUCAAAUUGUUGCUGUAAUUCCAGCUAAAAAAUCGAUAUUACCAUUUUGAUGUACAACUCAUGCGAAAAACUUUUUCACAUUCAAUCAGACAUCAAAAUAAAGUGCAGUCAUUAUUCUCAGCAGUUGACUUACAAUUGAGUUAUGUUGUCGCCCUCGUUCUAUGCUCUUAUCAGUUAAGUACACAUAUAUAAAAAAACUAUUUUUUUUAAAGAUCCAGCGAAAAUUCAUGGACUAUGUUUUUAUCAUUUUCCCUGUUCGGUUUCUAAUGCCAAGAAUAUUAUUCGAAAUAACAAAAAUAUAAUUUAUGGACUUGUCCAAUGUCCACUGGAAGCUAGGACAAGACUGCUUACAAUAAAAAAACUAACUCAACAAACUGGAAUAUGUUAAUAAAUACUGUUCUGAACGAGCACGUUUGUUAUAAUGUUAUCGCCAAGCUCAAUGCAAGUUUCACUUUUCGAUUAAUCUUGCGUAAGUUUAUCAAUGAUAGACAUCUAAUUAAAUUUUAAAAGAAAAAAAACUUUUGGUGAAAAAGCCAAAAUGUUGGUCUCAUUUAGUAGCGACACGAUAAUUACCGAAAAAAAUAAUUCAAUUUGGUUACAAUUUUGUGUGCAUUUAUAAUAUAAUUUUUGAGUUAUAGUUUUGAAUGUUUUUUUAAUCAAAUGAAUGGGUGAACAAUUCAAAGGGAAAAACAUGAAGGUUAGUUAUAAUAAGUUGGUACCAAUGUCUUCCAAAAUGAUAAUGAUACAAAUCUAAUAAAUAUUAAACCAGAAAACAAGACAAUAAAAAUUAUAUUAGCGCAAGUUAUCAAACACAAAUACAAAUACAUACAUGUUGAUACCAUAAUAGUCAAUUUUGACUUCAAUUACAUUUUAAACUUGUUUGUUUGAACGAACCUAUAAAAAAUUAUCAAUAAAGGAUUGUCUUCCGAAUGUGUUGUGU
This is a messenger RNA of Sitodiplosis mosellana (orange wheat blossom midge), 5814 nucleotides long. It is a transcript of the gene VGAT, whose product is annotated as vesicular inhibitory amino acid transporter. NCBI's taxonomy places the organism in Eukaryota, Metazoa, Arthropoda, Insecta, Diptera, Cecidomyiidae. The record is from RefSeq and is a predicted model, not a curated record. The transcript is spliced from 4 exons. Gene Ontology annotation, molecular function: amino acid transmembrane transporter activity. Gene Ontology annotation, biological process: amino acid transmembrane transport. Bases 808 to 2460 code for a protein of 550 amino acids. Gene Ontology annotation, cellular component: vacuolar membrane.